ACACGCGUCCGCAACAGGGUUUGGUUUUUGAUCAUGGAGAAGAGCAGGUCGUUCCCGGAGUACUCCUCAUCUUUCUCCGGUGAGUUCGAGUUCGAUGAUCGGCCCAAUUCUUAUAACUUCAAUGGUCCCUGCAGCAAAGGAAACGGGUUUGCAGCAUCCAAUGAUCCAGAGCUGAAGAGGAAGAAGAGAAUUGCAUCAUAUAACGUAUUCACUAAGGAAGGUAAGCUAAAAUCGAGUGUGAGGAACAGCUUCAAGUGGAUCAAGAGCAAGUUUGCUGAUCUACGAUAUUGAAUCUAAGUUGAAAAAAUAUUCUGAGGUGCCCUAUAUUCUCCGUAUUGUUUAAGUCUGGUUUGAAGGUUUUGUGUGGAAAUUUAACAGGGAGGAAUUUCCCUUGUGAAAAUCUGUGACAUUUGGGUGUAAAGUUGUUAUGGUGAAAAAAAAAUAAAAAAAAAGAGCUAAU
Molecule: messenger RNA, 460 nt
Organism: Rubroshorea leprosula
Lineage: Eukaryota; Viridiplantae; Streptophyta; Magnoliopsida; Malvales; Dipterocarpaceae
Source: the annotation of a GenBank genome assembly